Chenopodium quinoa (quinoa) is the source of this 1827-nucleotide messenger RNA. RefSeq names its product probable sugar phosphate/phosphate translocator At2g25520. The record is from RefSeq and is a predicted model, not a curated record. Gene Ontology annotation, molecular function: antiporter activity. The coding region runs from base 261 to 1316 and encodes 351 amino acids. Gene Ontology annotation, cellular component: endosome; trans-Golgi network; Golgi apparatus. The transcript has a single exon. Lineage: Eukaryota; Viridiplantae; Streptophyta; Magnoliopsida; Caryophyllales; Amaranthaceae.
UCAUCUCACUAAAAAAGGCCCAAAAAAAGCCCAAUAAACUCUCUCCCCCAUUGUAACGCUCUCCUCCAUUUUCUCUCUCCUCCCUCUACUUCAUCCCUCAGAUUUCAUCCUCACAUCACAUUCUCUUCCCUUCAGAUCCCCAAAUUGUAAUCUGGGUAUUCCUCAAAAUCAUCUCUUUUUCCCAAAAAUUCAAUCAUUUUAACCCAGAAAACCCAGAAAAAACAGGGGAAUUUCAAUCAAACCCAGAAAAAAUCCCAAUCAUGUCUAGUGGAAACGGAUCUUUGAGUAAUGGUGUGAUUAAGAAGAUAGUAUUAUCUUACACCUAUGUAGCAAUUUGGAUCUUCUUGAGUUUCACUGUAAUUGUUUACAACAAAUACAUCUUAGAUCGAAAGAUGUAUAAUUGGCCAUUCCCAAUUUCUCUUACCAUGAUUCACAUGACGUUUUGUUCAUCUCUUGCUUUUGUUCUUGUUAAAGUGUUGAAAUUAGUUGAGCCUGUUUCGAUGUCUCGAGAAGUUUAUCUCUCAUCUGUUGUUCCAAUUGGUGCUCUAUAUGCAUUUUCAUUGUGGCUUUCGAAUUCGGCUUACAUCUAUUUGAGUGUUUCAUUCAUUCAAAUGUUGAAGGCUUUGAUGCCUGUUGCUGUGUAUUCAAUUGGAGUCAUGUUUAAGAAGGAGAGCUUUCGAGGCGAAACGAUGGCGAAUAUGAUGUCGAUUUCAUUUGGGGUUGCAAUUGCUGCUUAUGGUGAGGCGAAAUUUGAUGCUUGGGGUGUAACCCUACAAUUGGGGGCAGUUGCAUUUGAAGCUACUAGAUUGGUAAUGAUUCAGAUCUUGUUAACUUCAAAGGGUAUUAGUUUUAAUCCGAUUACAUCGCUUUAUUAUGUUGCUCCUUGUUGUUUGGUGUUUCUAUCAAUUCCUUGGAUGAUUGUAGAGUACCCAAUUCUAAGGGAUUCGUCGAGUUUUCAUCUGGAUUGGUUUAUAUUUGGGACGAAUUCUGUUUGUGCUUUUGCUUUGAAUCUUGCUGUGUUCUUGCUUGUUGGGAAGACAUCGGCUUUGACUAUGAAUGUUGCUGGGGUUGUUAAAGAUUGGUUGUUGAUUGCGUUUUCGUGGUCUGUGAUUAAGGAUACUGUUACUCCUAUCAAUUUGUUUGGGUAUGGGUUGGCAUUUGUGGGUGUUGGGUACUACAAUCACUCUAAGUUGCAGGCAUUGAAGGCGAAAGACGCGCAGAAGAAGACAGUUCAGGCUGAUGAUGAGCAGGGUAGGUUGCUUGAGGAAAGGGAUGGUGAUGGAAUUGCUAGGAGGAAUGACAAUCAAUCUGAUUGAUUGAUUCUUCAAAUCCAAUCCAAUCCUUGGUUAUGCAAUGCAAUGCUCGUUUCGUUUAUGAUGAUGAUAAUGAUUCUUAUGUUUUGCAAUGCGGGUGCCAUUAAUCGUAGUGGAUUUGAGGAGUUUGAGCUUCAAGGGUUUAGUGAGGAUUCAAUGAGGAGGGUUUUAGGUAUUAGUAUAAUCCGGAUAAUGCGAGUUCUUGAUUGGAAUCGCGUAUGUAGUCUUAGUUUAUGAAUAUUGUCAUUGGUUAGUAGUCAUUCUAUGUCGUGUUAGCUCUUACUAGGUUUACUUAUUAUCUCAUUUACAUUUUUAUGGAAUGGUAAUGUAGGAGGCUCGAGGCUCAGUUUCGAGGUUGUUCUUAGUUGCUAGAGAGCCAUUGUACGAGCUUCCUUUCGCCAUUUUCAUCUUUUUGUUACUUUUGUUUAUGUUUCAGUACUCUUAUUAUUGUUGGAGGGAGUUUAAAUUAUAUCUAUUCUAUUCAGAUCUAUCUAUAGUAAAUUACUCCUAUCAA